Molecule: messenger RNA, 6743 nt
Organism: Urocitellus parryii (Arctic ground squirrel)
Lineage: Eukaryota; Metazoa; Chordata; Mammalia; Rodentia; Sciuridae
Gene: Pappa
Product: pappalysin 1
Biological process (GO): cell surface receptor signaling pathway; proteolysis
Molecular function (GO): metalloendopeptidase activity
Source: RefSeq, a predicted model, not a curated record
GGACAUGCGGCUCUGGAGUUGGGUGCUGCGCCUGGGGCUGCUGAGCGCCGCGCUGGGCUGCGGGCUGGCCGAGCGCCCCCGCCGGGCCCGGAGAGACCCGCGGGCCGGCCGCCCCCCGCGCCCCGCCGCCGGCCCGGCCACCUGCGCCACCCGGGCGGCCCGCGGCCGCCGCGCCUCGCCGCCGCCGCCGCCGCCGCCGCCGCCGGGCGGUGCCUGGGAAGCCGUGCGCGUCCCCCGGCGGCGGCAGCAGCGGGAGGCGAGGGGCGCCGCCGAGGAGCCGAGCCCGCCGAGCCGGGCGCUCUAUUUCAGCGGGCGCGGCGAGCAGCUGCGCCUCCGGGCCGACCUCGAGCUGCCCCGGGACGCGUUCACGCUGCAAGUGUGGCUGCGAGCGGAGGGGGGCCAGAGGUCCCCGGCGGUGAUCACAGGGCUGUAUGACAAAUGCUCUUACACCUCACGAGACCGAGGAUGGGUCGUGGGCAUUCACACUGUCAGUGAUCAAGGCAACAGAGACCCACGCUACUUUUUCUCCUUGAAGACAGACCGGGCCCGGCAAGUGACCACCAUCAAUGCCCACCGCAGCUACCUCCCAGGCCAGUGGGUAUACUUAGCUGCCACCUAUGACGGUCGGCUGAUGAAGCUCUAUGUGAACGGUGCCCAGGUGGCAACCUCUGCGCAGCAAGUGGGUGGCAUAUUCAGCCCGCUGACCCAGAAGUGUAAAGUGCUCAUGUUGGGAGGCAGUGCUCUGAACCACAACUUCAGGGGCUACAUUGAACACUUCAGUCUGUGGAAGGUGGCCAGGACUCAGCAGGAGAUACUGUCCGACAUGGAAACCCAUGGCCUCCACACCCCUCUACCUCAGCUCCUCCUCCAGGAGAACUGGGACAAUGUGAAGCGCACUUGGUCCCCCAUGAAGGACGGUCACAGCCCCCGAGUGGAAUUCAGCAGUGCUCAUGGCUUCCUGCUGGAUACGAGUUUGGAGCCCCCUCUGUGCGGGCAGACGCUGUGUGACAACACGGAGGUCAUCGCCAGCUACAACCAGCUCCCGACUUUCCGCAGGCCCAAGGUGGUGCGCUACCGCGUGGUCAACCUGUACGACGAUGACCAUAAGAACCCCAUGGUGAGCCGCCAGCAGGUGGACUUCCAGCACCAGCAGCUGGCCGAGGCCUUCAAACACUACAACAUCUCCUGGGAGUUGGAGGUGCUGGAGGUGAACAAGUCCUCUCUGCGCCAGCGCCUCAUCUUGGCCAACUGUGACAUCAGCAAGAUCGGGGAUGAGAACUGUGACCCCGAGUGCAACCACUCGCUGACUGGCCAUGACGGCGGGGAUUGCCGCCACCUGCGCUACCCCGCCUUCAUGAAGAAGCAGCAGAAUGGUGUGUGUGACAUGGACUGCAACUAUGAACGGUUCAACUUCGAUGGCGGGGAGUGCUGUGACCCCGAAAUCACUGAUGUCACCAAGACGUGCUUUGAUCCCGACUCUCCGCACAGAGCCUACUUGGAUGUUAAUGAGCUGAAGAACAUUCUUCGAUUGGAUGGAUCAACACACCUCAAUAUUUUCUUUGCAAACUCUUCAGAGGAGGAGUUGGCGGGAGUAGCAACAUGGCCAUGGGAUAAGGAGGCCCUCAUGCACUUAGGUGGCAUUGUCUUGAACCCUUCUUUCUACGGCAUUCCUGGGCACACCCACACCAUGAUCCACGAGAUYGGGCACAGCCUGGGCCUCUAUCACAUCUUCCGAGGCAUCUCAGAGAUCCAGUCCUGCAGCGACCCCUGCAUGGAGACAGAGCCCUCUUUUGAGACCGGAGACCUCUGCAAUGACACCAACCCAGCCCCCAAACACAAGUUUUGUGGCGACCCAGGACCAGGAAAUGACACCUGUGGCUUUCAUAGCUUUUUCAACACUCCUUUCAACAACUUCAUGAGCUAUGCAGAUGACGACUGUACAGACUCCUUCACGCCCAAUCAAGUCGCCAGAAUGCACUGUUACCUGGACUUGGUGUACCAGAGCUGGCAGCCCUCCAGAAAGCCGGCGCCCGUCGCUCUCGCUCCCCAGGUCGUGGGCCACACCAUGGACUCYGUGACGCUGGAGUGGUUCCCACCCAUCGAUGGCCACUUCUUUGAAAGAGAAUUGGGAUCAGCAUGUGACCUUUGCCUGGAAGGGAGGAUCCUGGUGCAGUAUGCCUUCAACGCCUCCUCUCCAAUGCCCUGUGGCCCAUCAGGACACUGGAGCCCUCGGGAAGCCGAAGGUCAUCCAGAUGUGGAACAGCCCUGUAAGUCCAGCGUCCGCACCUGGAGCCCCAAUUCAGCUGUCAACCCACACACAGUCCCUCCAGCCUGCCCUGAGCCACAAGGCUGCUACCUCGAGCUGGAAUUCCGGUACCCCGUAGUCCCCGAGUCUCUGGCUAUCUGGGUGACCUUUGUCUCCACUGACUGGGACUCUAGUGGCGCUGUCAAUGACAUCAAAUUGUUGACUGUCAGUGGAGCCAACAUUUCCCUGGGCCCUCAGAAUGUUUUCUGUGACAUUCCACUGACCAUCAGACUCCAGGAUGUGGGCGAGGAGGUGUAUGGCAUCCAGAUCUACACACUGGAUGAACAUCUGGAGAUCGAUGCUGCCAUGUUGACCUCCGUUGCAGACAGCCCACUCUGCCUGGAGUGCAAGCCUCUGCAGUAUAAAGUGGUCCGAGACCCUCCUCUCCAGGAUGACGUGGCAUCUCUCYUACACCUCAAUAGAAGAUUCAAAGACAUGGAUCUAGAACUUGGCAAUAUGUACCAGUACCGGGUUAUCACCAUUUCAGGAACUGAAGAAAGUGAGCCAUCACCUGCURCCAUAUACAUCCAUGGGAGUGGAUACUGUGGUGAUGGCAUUAUCCAGAAAGACCAAGGUGAAGAAUGUGACGAUAUGAAUAAGAUCAAUGGUGACGGCUGCUCCCUGUUCUGCCAGCAAGAAAUCUCCUUCAAUUGCAUUGAUGAACCCAGCCGGUGCUAUUUCCAUGAUGGGGACGGGGUAUGUGAAGAGUUUGAACAAAAGACUAGCAUUAAAGACUGUGGCGUCUACACACCUCAGGGGUUCCUGGAUCAGUGGGCAUCCAAUGCUUCAGUGUCUCAUCAGGACCAACAGUGCCCAGGCUGGGUUGUCAUCGGACAGCCAGCAGCAUCCCAGGUGUGCCGAACCAAAGUGAUCGAUCUCAGUGAGGGAAUCUCCCAGCAUGCCUGGUACCCUUGCACCAUCAGCUAUCCUUACUCCCAGCUGGCUCAGACCACUUUCUGGUUGCAGGCAUAUUACUCUCAGCCAAUGGUUGCUGCAGCUGUCAUUGUUCACCUGGUGACCGAUGGAACAUAUUAUGGGGACCAAAAACAAGAGACCAUCAGCGUGCAGCUGCUUGAUACCAAAGAUCAGAGCCACGAUCUAGGCCUCCAUGUCCUGAGCUGCAGGAACAAUCCCCUGAUUAUCCCUGUGGUCCAUGACCUCAGCCAGCCCUUCUACCACAGCCAGGCUGUACGUGUGAGCUUCAGUUCGCCCCUGGUCGCCAUCUCGGGGGUGGCCCUCCGCUCCUUCGACAACUUUGACCCCGUCACCCUGAGCAGCUGCCAGAGAGGGGAGACCUACAGCCCUGCGGAGCAGAGCUGUGUGCACUUCGCCUGUGAGGCCACCGACUGCCCAGAGCUGGCCGUGGAGAAUGCUUUUCUCAAUUGCUCCAGCAGCGACCGCUACCAUGGCGCCCAGUGCACUGUGAGCUGCCGGACAGGCUACGUGCUCCAGAUACAGCGGGACGAUGAACUGAUCAAGAGCCAGGUGGGACCCAGCGUCACGGUGACCUGCACAGAGGGAAAGUGGAGCAAGCAGGUGGUGUGUGAGCCCAUGGACUGCGGCGCCCCAGACCACCACCACGUCUAUGCCGCUUCCUUCUCCUGUCCUGAGGGCACCACCUUUGGCAGCAGAUGCUCCUUUCAGUGCCGUCACCCUGCUCAGCUGAAAGGCAACAACAGCUUCCUGACCUGUAUGGAGGAUGGGCUGUGGUCCUUCCCAGAGGCCCUGUGUGAGCUCAUGUGCCUGGCUCCACCCCCGGUGCCCAACGCAGACCUCCAGACGGCCCGGUGCCGAGAGAACAAGCACAAAGUGGGCUCCUUCUGCAAGUACAAGUGUAAACCAGGAUACCACGUGCCCGGCUCCUCUCGGAAGUCAAAGAAACGGGCCUUCAAGACUCAGUGUACCCAGGAUGGCAGCUGGCAGGAGAGCGCUUGUGUUCCUGUGACCUGUGACCCGCCUCCACCCAAAUUCCAUGGGCUUUACCAGUGCACCCAUGGCUUCCAGUUCAACAGCGAGUGUAGGAUCAAGUGCGAAGACAGCGACGCCUCCCAGGGACGCGGGAGUAACAUCAUCCACUGCCGGAAAGAUGGCACCUGGAGUGGUUCCUUCCAUGUCUGCCAGGAGAUGCAAGGCCAGUGCUCAGCCCCGACCCAGCUCAACAGCAACCUCAAACUGCAGUGCCCCGACGGCUACGCCAUAGGGUCAGAGUGUGCCACCUCGUGCCUGGACCACAACAGCGAGUCCAUCAUCCUGCCCACGAACGUGACUGUGCGUGACAUCCCCCACUGGCUGAACCCCACACGAGUGGAGAGAGUCGUCUGCACGGCUGGUCUCAAGUGGUAUCCUCAUCCUGCUCUGAUUCACUGUGUCAAAGGCUGUGAGCCCUUCAUGGGAGACAAUUACUGUGAUGCCAUCAACAACCGAGCCUUCUGCAACUAUGAUGGUGGGGAUUGCUGCACCUCCACGGUGAAGACCAAAAAGGUCACCCCUUUCCCUAUGUCCUGUGACCUACAAGGUGACUGUGCUUGUCGGGACCCUGAGGCCCAAGAACACAGCCGGAAAGAUCUUCGGGGAUACAGUCACGGCUAAGGAAGGACAGGAGUUUUCAAAGAAUUCCCAACGCCAAGACCUACAUCCCUUUGGUAUUGAUUUCACAGUCCGCUGCUCAAUGGAAUGGCCUCUCCACACCAGGGAUCCUUAGCACCCAACCGGUCUGCCUUUAAUUUCACCCAGGAAGGACUCAGAGUGGGGCAAAUGAACCAAGUCUCGCCAUGUUGAAUGAUGGAAUGGAAUCCCAUCCCAAAAUCUGAGAUGGAUGGCAUAUGCAGUGUGCAGUCCCAGAGCCUCCUAAAAUUCUAACCAUUUGUCACAUGACCACAGCAAAAAACAUGUUCUGUAUCUAGGAGUAUGCAUAUCUGUGGUUAGAACACAUGCAUGCAUACACACCCAUACAAACAUCUGUGUGAGGACAGCUCUGGAGACUGAGCAGAAAGAGACUGGAACAAACUCAAUCUUUCCUUUCCCAAGCUCCUAGCCAACACUAUCCUUGGGAGAAAGAGAGUUACAGAAACUGCUAAGACCAAGUACUGAGAUGCCAAGAUUGCUCACAUCCCGGGGCUCAGAAUAUGUACGGCAUGCACAAUUGUGCAGUCCUUUGGGAUUAGAAGUGAAAUGAUCCGUGAUCACCCACCUUCUAGGGAACUAGGGCCUAGGAAAAGGUAAAGAUUCCAAGGUAUGCUAAGCCCCCCACCCAAUUAUUCUGCUGCCAUGGGGAUUUUACCCCAACUCAAGGGUUCGAGGCCAAGCUGGAAAUGGCUUAGGACUGCAAAGUCAAGGUAUUAUACCAGCCCCCUGCUUGAGGCUUGAGGUCAUAAGAUCCCUCCACAUCCCACCAGUUUCCCAGAUCUUGCCUUGGGACCACAUUUGCUGCUACUUUUCCUGCUGCUCUAUCUUAUACAUUAAGUACCCCAAGAUGGUAGAACUAGGUUAGGAAAAACCCCACACAACCAAGCAGUCUGCCUUAAAAAUGACCCAUAUUUCCCACAGUUCCUCACUUAGCCCUUCUACAAAAGAGAAAAAAAAAAAAACCCUCAUGGGCCCACAUGGUGAGAAGUUAAGAACCCUAUGGGUGGGUCUCUUAUCCUGGAAGGGAAUUGAGGGACCUCAGAUGCUGGAGCCCUUCCCGAGAGUCCAGAACGUCUAAGCCAGUGUUAGAUUUUGUAAUCAAGUGGAACAGUGUUAAGCUUCUGGGAUGUCGGAGCCAUCCAGAGACUAGGAAUUGUCAGGACUGAUGGAUUCUUAUGUGUCUCCUCGUCUUCCUAGCCCUCCAGGCCCGAGUCAGCAUUGAGUCUGAGACCCUGACUCUUGUUCUGAGUAGUUAGAAUUCUGGAACAGAGAAUCCCCUUGGAUGUGAUCAGUGGAACUGAGUUCUACAGGGAAAACAGAGGGAAGCCCAAAAGAUCACAGCCUUGGUAACCAAUGUGGUCAUCAGGUUUUCCAUAUAAUUUUCCAGCCACCAGGACUCCUUUCCACACCUGUGAAUGGACCACCCCUCCCUCUCUUCCAUGUUCAGCUUCCAAAAGUCAAGAGGAAAUCAGCCAAUGGAACAUGGAACUCUCCACCUCUAUUAGGGCCUCUUUACCUCUUUCUAGUCAGUUGCCUGUCCGUGCCCUUUGAAUUAAUAUGGGAAGACACUCAUACAGGAUGAAAUGGAGACAGUUGUUAAACCUGACAUAUUUUUUGAAACCUGGAGCUGGGAUGUAAGGAGAUGGGAGGGUUUAAACUAAUUAUAUCCAUAGAGAUCGCUGUAAAUCAAGUGAUCUCGAGUCAAGUGAAGACAACCAACAAAAGCAAAGUCUAGGACAGAAAUGGAAAACACCGGCACAUGUGCAGCCCCUCCUAAUUCCUGCUUCCAAGGCAGGCAUGAUUAAUCCAUCAU